Molecule: messenger RNA, 1494 nt
Organism: Ostertagia ostertagi
Lineage: Eukaryota; Metazoa; Nematoda; Chromadorea; Rhabditida; Trichostrongylidae
Source: the annotation of a GenBank genome assembly
AUGAAUGCAAUUUGCUCGCAAGCCAUCUUCAUGGAGGUCUGUAUCGAUAUCAUGAAUUCGCAGUACACAGCAUUACAAUGCCCGUAUCUGAUGGAGUUGAAGUCUUGUCAGCCAGGACGGCCAGCUAUUCGCAUUGUUAACAACUUCGAAUUUGAAACGCUUAUUAUUCCUUGGCAAUUCAUAUUCCCAGUUGGAGAAUUGAUCAUCGAAAUCAGCGAUAACCCACGGCUGCCAAAUACUAUCAUCGAUAAGCUCAAAAUACUCUGUCCUGGUUGCAAAAUCACUGCUAAUCUCGGUUGCGGUCUCCAGAAGCGAACCUAUUCCGACAAUGAACUUGUUGACGCGUGCGCAGGAAAGUCGAUCAUAAAGCCAGCGCAAGGAUACAUUUUGACACUACACAGCCAUUCCGUGACCGAAGAGUACCAGCCAUCAAUGUCACCAGCAAUAGCAGAUUCCAAAACCUGCUUCAUUCCACCCAAUACAAUCUAUCCCGAGGGCAGUCUCAUUAUUGAAGUCAUUGAGAACCCAAUGAUUCCACUUACUGAAAUCAAAUCACUCAAAAAUUGGUGCAAACAGUGUAUCAUUCUUCCAGAUCGUCCACAAGGUUUAAAGAAAUGUGUAUUGGAAGAACGUGGAUACAAUGGUACGGAGUUGGUUAGCACCUGUGCCGGUAAAGAGCACAUCCAGCCGCACAAAGGUUUCCCUGUAUACGUAAGAUCCUCGGAAGUAACUGAGAAGCAGAUGAACGAUUUGUGCUCGAACGCCGUUUAUAUGGAGAUCUGCAUAUCGAUAGUCGCCUCAGAAUACACGAGACUACGCUGCCCUCGUCUACGAGAACUUCGGCCAUGUCUCCCAGGACGACCAGCUAUCCAGAUUAAGAACAACUUGAAGUUCAGAGAGUUCCUCAUUCCUGUCACAGUGAUCUACCCUCAACACGAGCUGAUCUACGAAAUUACGGAAAACCCCGUCCUGGACAUAACGAUCAUCACAUGGCUCAAGAAGAAGUGUGAACGCUGCCUGGUGACGGCCAAUCUCGGAUGUGAUCUGCAGAAGCGAACAUACAGUAAUAAGGAACUGGUCGCUGCUUGUGCAGGAAAGAAGAUCAUUCGUCCAGCUCAGGGGUACAUAAUAAAGCUCUACUCAUCAUCAACCACUGAACAAGAGAUGAAUGCACUCUGUUCGCAAGCCGUAUUCAUGGAAAUCUGUAUCGACAUCACAAACUCGCAAUACAGGACUUUACGCUGCCCCUAUUUGAAGGAACUGAGACCUUGCCUACCAGGAGGAACAGCUAUACGAAUUGUCGACAACUUCCUACUGGAGACGCUUAUUAUUCCUUGGCAAUUUAUCUACCCGAAAGGAGAUAAGAUCCUUGAAAUCAGCAACAAUCCACGACUUUCUAUUACAAUCAUCGAAAAACUCAAGAUACUUUGCCCAGGUUGCCUAAUCACUGCAAAUCUAGGUAACUAUUCACAUCUUCUUAUCACUUUAGUCUAA